AUGGAGAGACAGCCAAAACGAGAGCGUAGCAGAGUUGCGCAGCGCGAGUAUCGGAAGAGACAUGCGUCCAAGUUUAAUACCUUGAAGGAUGAGAACCAAAGGUUGAGGAACGCUCUCAAGAGGAUAGAGAAGCUCGCUCAGAAACGUGGUGGAAAAGAUCAGGAACUCGAGACUGCACUUUCAGAAGCGAGAGAAACCAUCGGAGAGGAAGCCGAAGAUUUCAAUGUCCAAACAUCCACUUCCAGCUCUUCGGAGACUUCGGAUCCGAUCACCGCUGAGAGAUCCUCGUACAUCUCAGGACUACUGUCCUCUGACAUCCACUUGCAUACACAAGCACUCGACAAAACCACCACCCCUCGGCUAAGUCUGGAACAGCAAUUAUGGACCUCAACAGAUCGCUUAGCUCGCAUCUUUGAAGCCCCAUCAGAUGCCCGCAGAUACCUCGGUGAUGGUCUCUACACCUUCGCGGGAACUCUGUACUGGGCAUGCACUCGCAACACAGUAUCGCUAUGGGAGACUUACAAGCUCAACAUGCUUGGAAGACCUGGCCCGCCCGACAUGAACCCCAUGGACAGACUCUUCAACCACACCAAACAUCUCAACGACCGAAGAUUCAUGCUCUCUUUGGCAUUGGCUCGGCUUGAGUACAAGCACAAAGGUUUCAUCGAAGCACCCCACUCCGGAACAGAAAUGAUCUACAGAUCCGUGCUUCCCGACCUGCGCAAGAGGAUGGACAGGGAGCUCGCCGAUAAAGGACAGGGGCCGGAAUGGUGGAAGACGCCGCGAGAGGUUGAGCAACACUUAAUGAAGUAUCUCGAGCCAUCCGAAGUUGAUGAGCUUCAAGCUUUAAUUGAGGGACGAGGAUCGGAAGCUGUUUUGGAAAAGUAUAGUCCCCUGGUUGAGAUGAUGAUUGCGGAAUUCGUUUGCUUUGCUGACGGACCACGAUGGAAUCUUUUGCAUGUUGCCAUGGCUGUUGGAAGUUGGCGGAAUGAUCAUCCCAGACCUUCAGAGAUGGGAGUAGUUAAUUCGGUGGAAGGCAUUGGAGUUUAA
This is a messenger RNA of Fusarium coffeatum, 1050 nucleotides long. RefSeq lists its product as uncharacterized. The coding region runs from base 1 to 1050 and encodes 349 amino acids. The transcript has a single exon. NCBI's taxonomy places the organism in Eukaryota, Fungi, Ascomycota, Sordariomycetes, Hypocreales, Nectriaceae. The record is from RefSeq and is a predicted model, not a curated record.